AUGGAGUCACAUGAAGAGCAAUGCUUACCAAUCCUCGACUUCUCCCAGAGCAAACUAGUGCCAGGCACGAGUCACUGGAUUGCGACCAGAGACAAGGUCCGAAAAGCCAUGGAGGAGCAGGGUUGGUUUGUGGCAGAGUUCAAUGGAGUCUCAUCAGACCUCAGGGAGGACUUGCUCGCGGGCAUGAAGGAGAUGUAUGAUCUGCCGUACGAGGUCAAGAUCAAAAACGAGAACCACAAGGCCUCCCAUGGCUACAUGUCUAUGGCCGUCGACGAUUACCAGAUCCACGAGAGUUUGGGGAUCGAUUAUGCAACAGAGCUCCAAGCUUGCAAAGAUUUCUCUAAACUACUCUGGUCACAAGGAAACGAUCCCUUCUGUCAAACCACACAUAUGUACGCAAUGGCGCUAGCGGAGCUGGACCAGACGGUGAUGAGGAUGUUGUACGAGAGCUAUGGAAUGGACGAGGAGAAGCACUCGGCGAGUCAUUCCGAGUCAACUCGAUACCUGUUGAGGAUGCUGAGCUACCGGAGACAGCGAAACGGCGAAGCAAACACGGGUUUUGUAUCGCACACUGAUAAGAGCUUUAUGAGUAUCCUCCAUCAGAACCACGUCGGAGGUCUCCAGCUGAAAACCAUGACCGAUCAAUGGGUCGGGUUUAACCCGUCGCCGACAAGGUUCGUCGUCCUCUCCGGUAUGGGCCUUACGGCGUGGAGUAACGAUAGGAUAAAGGCGUGUUACCACAGGGUGGUGAUGAGCGCAGGUGAGAUUCGAUACUCUUUGGGGUUUUUCUCCUUCCACAAAGGGACGAUCCGUACGCCGGAGGAGCUCAUCGAUGACCAACAUCCCCUCCGCUACAACCCGUUCGAGCACGACGGUCUCUUACGCUUCUACGAGUCGUACCUCAAUUCCUUGAAGAAAUCCAGCCAAGACCUUCUCCAGAUCUACUGUGGCGUCAACCCCUGA
Thlaspi arvense is the source of this 963-nucleotide messenger RNA. The record is from the annotation of a GenBank genome assembly. Lineage: Eukaryota; Viridiplantae; Streptophyta; Magnoliopsida; Brassicales; Brassicaceae.